ACUAGCCGUUAAGGCGCUUCCCCUACAAGUUUCUUUCCAACUCAAAUCCCUAUUUUAUUAUCCUCUUUUCUCUCAUUUUUGAUUCAGUUCAUUCUUCUACUCUUCCAAUUCCAACUACCAAAAUUUCGCUCUCAUUUCACUUGAUCAUGGCAUCAAAAACAGUUACCAAAGACAUAAUCACUCUUCGUGGUUCUGCAGCAAUCGUUAGCGAGUUCUUCGGAUAUGCUGCUAACAGCAUCCUUUACAAUCGCGGUGUUUAUCCAGAAGAAAGCUUUGUGAAGGUGAAGAAAUAUGGCCUUCCGAUGUUGCUUACUGAAGAUGAGGGUGUUAAGUCCUUUAUAACCAAUUUAACUGCUCAGCUUUCUGAAUGGCUUGAAGCUGGCAAGUUACAGAGGAUUGUCCUUGUUAUAAUGAGCAAGUCCACUGGUGAAGUCCUUGAAAGGUGGAAUUUCAGCAUUGAGACUGAUAACGAGGUUGUCGAGAAGGGCGAGUCAAGGGAGAAGAGUGACAAGGAAAUCAUGAGAGAGAUACAGGCAAUUAUGAGGCAGAUAGCUUCAAGUAUCACCUAUUUGCCAUGCUUGGAUGAACCUUGUGUGUUUGAUGUGUUAGCAUAUACUAACACAGAUGUGGAAGUUCCAUUCACUUGGACUGAGAGUGAUCCAAAGCUGAUUGCUAAUCCACAAAUGGUGAAACUGCAUUCCUUUGAUACUAAGAUUCACAAGGUUGACACACUUGUAUCAUACAAGAACGACGAAUGGGAUGAGCAGUAAAGCUUAGCCGCCCGUGUCCUUUUCUUGUCAUGUUGUUCUGUUUCUGUUAUUUUUUCCAAAUCAAGUGGAUUGUGCCAGUUGUGAAUUUUCUAUUCACAUGGUUAGAUGUGUACUGAUGUGGAUGUCAGAUGUAUUAUUCCUCGCUUUUUUAUGUUUUCCUUUUGGCAAGGAUAUCAAAAAACUUCCCUAAUCUUUUCAGAAUUAUGGUUGAUUGUACUCAGUUUUAUGAAAUAGUGAAUCAUUCCUAGAAUCA
Messenger RNA from Medicago truncatula (barrel medic), 1023 nucleotides. RefSeq names its product mitotic spindle checkpoint protein MAD2. The transcript is spliced from 6 exons. NCBI's taxonomy places the organism in Eukaryota, Viridiplantae, Streptophyta, Magnoliopsida, Fabales, Fabaceae. The coding region runs from base 147 to 770 and encodes 207 amino acids. Gene Ontology annotation, biological process: mitotic spindle assembly checkpoint signaling. The record is from RefSeq and is a predicted model, not a curated record. Gene Ontology annotation, cellular component: kinetochore; cytoplasm; nucleoplasm.